CUUUUUGAUUUUUUUGAGAUAAAUUUUGCUAGCUACUGCUUACAGCUGCGAAACACAUAAAAAGUCAGCUAGGCCCUCCGUUCCAACUACGUUACUUUAUCUUUAUAAAAUGAGCGAUCCCAACAGUUCUACUGCUUUCGAUGACAAUAACAAUGACGAUUACGUGCCGUAUGUUCCCAUUAAGCAACGUCGACUAGAAAAGUUGCACAAGUAUGCAAAACAGCGACGAGUCGUCGAGCCGUCGCCGAAAGAGGAUGUUGAAGAAGAAUCAAGUACACCGGGUGGUCGUCCCAACAUUAGUUUGCUUGAUCAGGCAGUAGAAAAUCGAAAAAAGAAUCUGAUUCCAGAAAAAACGGAAGAGGAGAAACGGCUGGAAGAAGAAAAAAGAAUUGAAGAAGCACAGGCACGACAUAAAGCUUUGGUGUCUGUGCAAGAAGCAGCAGCAGGUGUGCACUAUACAGAGCCCAUGAAAACAAGCUGGCAACCACCUGGCUACAUACGCGAGCAAUCAGAAUCGGAUCAUGAGACUGUUAGAAAGAAAUACCAUAUUAUUGUCGAGGGACAAAAUCCAGUGCCACCUAUCAAUAAUUUCAGAGAUAUGAAAUUCCCGCAACCCAUUUUGGACUAUCUCAAAGACAAAAAGAUCAUGAAACCAACUCCUAUUCAAAUCCAGGGUCUGCCUGUGGCGUUAUCUGGUCGUGAUAUGAUCGGCAUCGCUUUUACGGGCUCAGGCAAAACACUUGCUUUCUCGUUACCAUUGCUGAUGCAAGCGCUGGAAGCCGAGGUACGAUUACCCCUUGUCCGUGGAGAGGGUCCUAUCGGAAUGAUCAUCUGUCCAUCGCGAGAGCUGGCCCGGCAGACGUAUGAAAGCCUGUGUCAGAUGGCGGAAUGCUUAGAGAAGAGUGGCUUCCCCACCUUAAGGUCCUUGCUUUGUAUUGGCGGUAUUGAUAUGCGUGACCAGGGCGAUGUUUUGAAUAGGGGAAUCCACAUGGUGAUCGCAACGCCAGGUCGACUGAUGGAUAUGCUGACUAAAAAGAAAUUCAACCUGGAUAUUUGUAAAUACCUGUGCAUGGACGAAGCCGAUAGAAUGAUCGACAUGGGCUUCGAAGAAGACGUUCGAACGAUUAUGUCCUAUUUCCAGAGUCAGCGACAGACAUUGUUGUUCUCUGCUACCAUGCCGAAAAAGAUCCAAGACUUUGCACUGUCAGCUUUGGUCCAGCCUUUGGUGGUCAACGUGGGUCGUGCUGGUGCUGCCAAUUUGGACGUCAUUCAGGAAGUGGAGUAUGUGAAGCAAGAAGCUAAAAUGGUGUAUCUCCUCGAGUGCCUACAGAAAACGCCGCCUCCGGUUCUAGUGUUUGCGGAGAAUAAGAAUGACGUUGACGACAUCCACGAGUAUCUGCUGCUGAAAGGCGUAGAGGCAGUAGCUAUCCAUGGUGGCAAAUCGCAAGAUGAGCGUGAGUUUGCGAUCCGAUCUUUCAAGUCCUUCAAGAAGGAUGUACUUGUUGCUACAGACGUUGCGUCGAAAGGUUUGGAUUUUGCAGAGAUCCAGCAUGUGAUCAACUAUGACAUGCCGAAGGAGAUCGAAGACUACGUGCAUCGGAUUGGUCGCACGGGUCGUAGUGGCAAGACGGGUAUCGCGACAACCUUCAUCAAUCAACAUUGCUCUGAGCAGAUCCGGUUGGAUUUGAAGCACCUGCUGCGCGAAGCCAAGCAACGCGUUCCUCCAUUCCUUGCGGCCAUGGAAGAUCCAUCAGAGAAAUACGGUCUAAGUGGAGGCUGUACGUUCUGUGGUGGUUUGGGCCAUCGUAUCAACGAGUGUCCCAAGUUGGAGCAGCAGCGACGACAGCAGAUGGGAGGCAUCAUGAGUGGACGCAAUGACAGCGGACGGAACGACUUUUAGAAGGGGUUGUCCAUUCUAAACGAAAGCAGCAGCAG
Zychaea mexicana is the source of this 1935-nucleotide messenger RNA. RefSeq names its product P-loop containing nucleoside triphosphate hydrolase protein. The transcript is spliced from 13 exons. Gene Ontology annotation, molecular function: RNA helicase activity; ATP binding; RNA binding. Lineage: Eukaryota; Fungi; Mucoromycota; Mucoromycetes; Mucorales; Lichtheimiaceae. The coding region runs from base 110 to 1900 and encodes 596 amino acids. Gene Ontology annotation, cellular component: spliceosomal complex. Gene Ontology annotation, biological process: mRNA splicing, via spliceosome. The record is from RefSeq and is a predicted model, not a curated record.